Messenger RNA from Gossypium raimondii (Peruvian cotton), 699 nucleotides. RefSeq lists its product as uncharacterized. Bases 1 to 699 code for a protein of 232 amino acids. The record is from RefSeq and is a predicted model, not a curated record. Lineage: Eukaryota; Viridiplantae; Streptophyta; Magnoliopsida; Malvales; Malvaceae. The transcript has a single exon. Gene Ontology annotation, molecular function: nucleic acid binding; RNA-DNA hybrid ribonuclease activity.
AUGGCUAAUUUCGAAGCUAGAUCCAUUAAAGUACAUGAUGGAAUCACCCGCACUUCAAGGAGAAUGGCAAGAUGGCAGAUCUUACUGUCUGAAUAUGACAUUGUGUAUGUGAGCCAAAAGUCAAUAAAAGGAAGCGCGAUAGCUGACUUCUUGGCAAGUCGAGCAAUGGAAGAAUAUGAGCUGUUAAGAUUUUAUUUCCUAGAUGAAGACUUUAUGUGUAUUUUCGAAGGUGAAUCAUCAAAAGAUCGAUCAUGGAAGAUGAGUUUUGAUGGGGCAUCGAAUGCAUCAGGGCACGGGAUAGAAGCAGUCUUAGUGUCACCGGAAAGGAACCGUUACCCGCUCACUACUAGAUUGAAUUUCUUCUGUACCAAUAACAUAGUGGAAUAUGAAGCUUGCAUCAUGGGACUUCGUACAGCUAUUGAGAGGAAAAUCAAAAUAUUAGAGGUACACGGGGACUCAGCAUUAGUGAUUUACCAAAUCAGUGGAGAUUGGGAAGUGAGGGAUUUGAAAUUAGUCAAAUAUCACGAUCUCGUUGCAAAAUUGGUCAAAGAAUUCAAGGAAGUGACUUUUAACUACUUUCCACGAGAAAAGAACCAAUUGGCUGAUGCUCUGGCCACCCUGGCUUCAAUGUUCAAAGCAAACAAAGAAACUGAAAUAAUGCCUAUUCAAAUGAGCAUAUAUGAGACCCCCGCACACUAA